Messenger RNA from Candidula unifasciata, 888 nucleotides. The record is from the annotation of a GenBank genome assembly. Lineage: Eukaryota; Metazoa; Mollusca; Gastropoda; Stylommatophora; Geomitridae.
AUGGCAAAUAACUGUUGGUUACGAAUGGACGCAAUCCUGGGUAUGUUCCUGUUUUGUUUUCACUGGACUAUCGGACAGGGCCAACCCCUGUAUGUGUGUCCUUAUAAGGAAUGUGUCUGUGAUGAAGCUGAAAUUCAGUGCGAUGAUCGAAACCUGACGACAAUUCCUCAGAGAGACAUGAACGCGCUCAUAUAUAUGGGUAUUCUUAAUUUCGACGGAAAUCUGUUGACCUCGAUCCCGGCUGGAAGUCUCCCUGCAAACCUGCUUUCGCUGUCACUGGAUAGGAACCCGCUAGAAAGUAUCGACGAUGCUGCCUUCGACGAGUCCAUCAACACACUGCAUUUCCUGAGAAUUGAGGGCGCUCGCUUUACCCAGAUCCCCGCAGCCUUGUUUCGUUUAAAUCAGCUGAUAGAACUGAGCAUUGAUUACACUCAUAUUCUCGUGUGGGACAACGACGGCAUGAAGAAACUCGGAGCUAAUUUGCGGUCUUUGAGUAUGGACACGGUUGGCUUAACUUCAUGGCCUGUCUGGUUAAAGUUCUUUUCACGCUUAACUGACUUAAGUAUAUUUGGGAGUACUAUAUCUUCGCUGCCCGACGAUGCUCUAGACAUAGUUGCUGACACUUUAACAGGACUGGGGCUCUUAAACAACAGCUUCACAAGCGUCCCUAAGGCUUUAUCAAAGCUAACAGCCCUCACGUCUUUAUCGCUGGCACAAAACAAAAUCACAGAUAUAACUUGGCUUCCAAGCUUGAGCAACCUGACUCAGUUAUCACUGAGUGAUAACAGAAUAUCAAACUCUAGCCAACUGAGUGCCGCCUUGCGUCCCUACGCUGACAUUUUAUCCAACUUUGGGCAUCAACAAAAACUUUCUCGUAUCCAUUCCUGA